AUUCAAUAUUCAUCCACACUUCUCUCUUCUCUUUCACCUGCAGCCAUGGACGCUUCAACAAACAGCAACAAUGGCGAACAACAAGAUUAAUAUUCACUCUCACUCCACCUGCAUUCUCCGAUGGGGAAGCUGGAAGAACAGCCUGUACCUGCUGACGUCACUCAACCGCAACCGCCUGUUCGUGUUGCAGACACUUGUAGCUGUUGUUGUGUUAGGGUUUCGCGUUUGUUUCGGUUUCGAUGUGUGUUUGUUUUGAUACUUGGAGUGUCGGUGUUGCUCUCUGCUGUUUUCUGGUUGCCGCCGUUUUUUAGUGAUCGAGAUCACGAGGAUCUGGAUCUGGAUUCGCAUUUUAAAGGUCAUGAUAUAGUAGCAACUUUCAUGGUCCAGAAGCCGUUGUCUUUACUGCAAGAUGAUCUUCCACAGCUUGGGGGUGAUAUAUUUGAUGAAUUAAGAGUUCCCACUACAAAGGUUGUAAUCAUAAAAGCGGAAACAACCGACAGUCCAAAUGCAACCAAGGUUAUCUUUGGUGUAGAUCCCGAUGAACACAAUUCUAAGAUUUCGUCAUAUGCUAAAAGUUUAGUGAGAGAUUCUUUUGUAUCUCUUGUUCUACAACAGUCCCCUCUACGUUUGACCGAGUCUCUGUUUGGGGAACCGUCUUCUUUCGAGGUACUGAAAUUUGUUGGAGGAAUAACUGUCACUCCUGACCAGAGCGCGUAUCCACUGCAAAAGGUUCAAAUUCGGUUCAACUUUACAUUGAACUUUUCUAUUCAACAAAUACUUGACCACUUUGUUGAGUUGACUAGUCAACUCAAGUCAGGUCUGCAUCUUGGUCCAUAUGAGAACCUACAUGUUAGCUUGACAAACGCAAAAGGUUCAACAAUAGCUCACCAAACAACCGUGCAGUCAUCAGUUGUUCUGGCCAUUGGGACUCCAUCAACAGCAAGGUCCAAGCAGUUGGCUCAGACCAUCAAGGGUUCACCAACAAAAAACCUUGGCCUAAAUAACACUCAGUUCGGGCGGGUCAAACAAAUUAGUCUUUCGUCUUAUUUUAACGGUUCUAGUGGUGGCGGCCGUGCCCCGGCACCUUCUCCAGCUCCAUUACCUCACCCUCCCCAACAACCCAACCGUAACCACCAUCACCACCACCAUCAUGAUAAACAACUUCCGCCUGCAAAACCACCUUCCAUUGCACCUCCACCUGUCCCCGCCCCUGCGCCUCAUAAGUUUCACGCAAAGCCGCCAGACUGUCACUCUGGCUACAACAGGAAGAAGAGGAAUACCAACAAGCAUCCUCCUUUAUAUCCUCCUGUAUCUCAGCCGGCCCUUCCACCACACACCCCUCCCCCACCACUACGGAGGACAGCACCACGGCCACCACGAUCUCCGCCACCACCGCCCCGACUACUACCACCACCACCACCACCGCCAUUGUCACCGCCACCACCAUCAUAUAGGCCGCCACCGCCACCAUUAAAGCUGCCGCCACCAUCACCGCCACCGCCAUCAUUAAAGCUGCCGCCAGCAUCACCACCACCGCCACGACUUAUACCACCACCACCACCACCUGUACCUGAUAUGAUCCCUGCAUCAAGCCCAUUGCCCAAUGUAGUUUUUGCGCACACUCAUCCACCAUCAAAAAGUGAGUCUGAUGCAGACCCACCUGACACAACGCCGUCAGGUUCAUUUUUGCAACCUUCAUCAGCUGCAGGUGCAGCAUGUGCAGGAGUGAGUUUGAGGGCAAUUCCCACGUUUGUAGCUGUCAUGAUAUUAAAAAACAUAAUUCCUUUCAACUGAGACGAUGAUGUUGGAGGUUGCGCAAGUCGGGGAGCUAGCAAUGCGAAAAGACGAGCGUGCCCUCAAAAGUCCUAAGUGGAUAUAUAAUUAAUUGUUGUUUUGUGAUUGUAAAUAUUUGAAUUGAAUUACAAGCUGAUGUUUUCAGGUCAAAGUCACGGAGGUGACAGGCCCUUGAUUACAUUGGCCCCUAUGAUUCUCUUCACCAAGUUAGAAGGGAAAACAAAUGUGUAAUACGUUUUAUUUUGGCUAAUCUAUUCAAAUGUCACUGAGUAUGCGUUAUC
Molecule: messenger RNA, 2075 nt
Organism: Helianthus annuus (common sunflower)
Lineage: Eukaryota; Viridiplantae; Streptophyta; Magnoliopsida; Asterales; Asteraceae
Product: nascent polypeptide-associated complex subunit alpha, muscle-specific form
Exons: 5
Coding region: 121-1794 (557 amino acids)
Source: RefSeq, a predicted model, not a curated record